AUGGCUUUGGAACCUUACAUUCUCGAAAGGAUGCAUUCAAUAUAUCGGCAAUUGCAGUUGCCAGAAUGUAAAAAAGCACUUGAGAACUCAGUUGGGUAGUUGAUCGGGACCACUAGCUUUGGAAACUCUGAUUGCACGUAUAGUAGUCUUUCCACUGUUAUUUCUGAGACAUUUUUGAUAGGAUAAAAUCUUCCGACAAAGGGAAAUUAAAUCUUUCAUGACACUGAAAAGUCCUCCGAUAAAUCCUAUUUCCUAAAUCUUCAUGAUCACUGUCCUCUACGUCAAACCUAAUCAUAGAUCUGAGGUCUGGCCGUGUUGAUUGCAAUCCAUUAAGCUGUUUUACCUCUCGCCACCAGUCUUUAGGCUUCGAAUCUUGGAGAUUGCGAACUUUAUUCUUAUUAUAAAUAUUACAACAGCGUUUUCUCUCUCGAUUUACAUUUACGUAACAUGCAGUUUAAACACAAUUUUGUUCAAAUGUUGUAAAAGAAGUGUUUCAAGGUGCUAGUCAUCCAUGGACGGUCAGUUGCGUGUACUUUAAAUUAUAUUUCUGGCAUCAUAUUUAAGCCAUAUAGUGAAAGAUUGCAAGACAAUAUAAUUUCCCAUGGGAUAUUUAUUAAUAGGAAACGGCCAAGCCUUGCAACAUUGCCAUGGUCUUUUAUCACGUAAUUUUGUCGUUCUCUUUCACGGGGUCGUAGAUUUUACGUUUUGCUCGGAACAUAGUGAUUUUUAUACAUUUAUUAUAGGCCCGGAGCAGUUGCGAAAUGAUUCUAUAGGCCCUCGGGCAGUGCUGGCAAAAUGCAUGGCAAAAAUUACAUUCGAAAUUUUCUUCCACAAAUUCCUUCAACACGUAGGGAAGUCUUGCAAUUGAAUCCCGAACUGUGCCAGAAUUUACAUUUAAAGCGUUUAGGCAAUGAAAUAUUCAACCUUAAUUGUGUCUGUUGGCGAAUAUAAGUCCAGCGAGUGAUAAGUGCACUUAUAAAGCGGCCAUAAUUACGCAAAAUUUUAUGUAAAGUAAAAGUUUGGUAUAUAAACGCUAUAAUAACAUGAUGUAUUUGUGUCUACUGACUUGCUGUAGUAUACAGUAUAUGACGUUUUAAAGAAGUUCAAAUGCCCAAGAUCAAGUCUGAAGAUUGCGUUUUAAACUGAGAAAGAUAAAUAUACAGAAGCAAUCUUAAUGCAGCAAAAUCAUGAAAUUGUUAUAUUUUUUGUUAAAAUACUAUACAAUUUGAGCCAACUACAGUACAUUACCGCCGUUUGUGCAUCACUAGUCGUUAUUCAAUUUUUGGAGAUCUCAGACACUGUAGUAAAAAAAUAAUUUUGUGUUUUUAUAGGUGUUCGUGUAAGUUCUACCGAUAUGAGUUGCUAGUUGGUGACCUCGAUUGCUCGAAUAUCGCUGUUGUCGCGAAGCUAUUUGUUCCAUUGGAAAGACAGAUUUGCCGAAUCCAUAGAAAAAAUAACUUGCUUUAUCCAGCACAAACUGACACAAACACGUUUUCAAUUGCAUUCCGCCCUUGGCAAUUUGAUGCCCGUGUUGACAAAAACUUCGCGUGUUUAUGUUCCUUACGUAUACUAGAUCUAACACAACUAAGGCCGGCGAGAGCCAACCACGGGCCCCGGGACAAAAUGACUAAUUGGUGAACACAGGCCCCCUGUCCCUCUCGACUCUCCCGCUGGCGCAUGUCCACGCCAAAGUCUAUUUUUAAUCGCAAUCAACGAGAGAAUUACCAGAUAAUUACUUGCAAGAAAUCGCCUCAUAACUUAUAAAAACGCAUGUGAACGAUGUUCAACUAAUUGUUUUUGUUGAGAAACCGAUUGAAAAAUCGUUUAUUUCACAUUUGGUACGUACGUUUUACGAUCGAUCACGACGAUUUCCGGGCCCUGCAAUGUUGACAUUAUUGACACUAGCACACACGUGACUAGAAAGUUAGUUAAGUAUUUUAGAAGCACGAGGCUAGGAAACCAGGAAGUAAUUGGAUACGUACUAUGCUGUUUGCACAAGUUGUUUGAUAUCUAUUGUUAUACUUAAAAGUGCUUGAUAUUGAUACAAAACCACGAACAUUACAAUGGUGACGCUGAAAGGCGUUAGGCCUCAUACAGUUGGCUGCUUUUGCUUAAAGUUUUUAACACAACUUGCAAGCUGGCAGCUGUAUAGUUGAUGUUAUCGGGUUGCUGAGAGGAGCGGGGUAUGUUCAGGACGCUGGGGCUGUAAUUUCGGCUUUAAAUAGUUUAUUAAUAAAUUUACUGUAUUUACUUCUUAUACGCGUAUAUCCAAGCCUGGAGACAGCUCGACAAAGUCGUCCUUGGACCAACUACAAAACUCUAUGCAUGCUAUAGUACAGCAUCGAAUUUAUUUUGUAACGCUCUUCAUGGGGGAAAUAAAGUCACACUCACCAAGACGGCAAAGUUUUACAUAUACUUGAACUGUCUGUGCCAGUCUAGGUAGUGCCAAUAAUAUGAACAAGCUUUCUUUGGUACAGUAGGCAUGCAACUAUCUGAAAAUAUAUAAGGAGAGUUUCGAAAUUUCGACCCUUCUUCUGGAGUUACUAGUAGCUGUAAACAGUUCUCGGGCAAACGAGUUAUUGUGAUGCAUUUCAUAAUAGUUUCUUUCAUAAAAUAGUCGUUGUUCAUAUUCCGGAGAAUUGGACAUCUUUCAUGGAAAUCGCACUCUCAACGGUAUUCCACACCCCAGCCCAUGCAUAACUUGUCUACGAAACUUGCACAACACAUUAAUAAUUAUGUACUUACUUUUUUAGGUCGGAGUUACAUGGUAUUUGCAUUCCAAUAACAAGAGCAAAGUUUAUGUUGGAUAUCAAACACAAAGGAUAUGAUGAGUUUAAUUGUGUCCGACACGUGGUGGUGGACGAAGCGCAAAACUUUCGAAAUGAAACUGGAGAGGAUUGGUUCAAAAGUAUUUUCAAGAUCUUAAACUGGCCGAACGAUUCACAGCAACACUACGAUAACACUUCGUUGUAUAUUUUCUGUGAUCAGCUCCAAAAGAUCAGGCGUGAAUACUGUGGAUUGAGCAUAUUAGAUUCAAAAGGCGAGCAUCAGAUGUCAAAUCUUUUUCCCACAGAAUGCCGCCUCAGUACUGUGAUUCGCAACAGCAGAAAGAUCUACGAGCAAUGGGAAAAGAUUGCACUCAAGCAGUCGGAUUUCGAAAAGAGAAAUCAACUGGGGAUAGGUCAUGACUACGAGGGACGCGAAGUUAAUGUUGUCAAUUUAUCGAGUUCCGACGAAAUUUUCAGUACAGUUAAAGAAACAAUUGUUAAAAUUCUAGACGAUAAGGUAUACAAGGAAAGUGACGUUGCAGUUCUUUUCAACAAGAAGGAUAUAGCUGAACGUUUUGCGAAACAUAUUGAGGCGUCAAGCAUAAGUGUCACCGAUGCCGAAGAGUUUCCCCGCCGAGGUUUGGUAGUGGAUAGUUUCCGGCGCUUUAGUGGGCUAGAUGCACCUGUAGUAAUAGCCGUUGCUCCUAAGUCAUAUUCAGAUUAUGAAAAUGAGGAUAAAGUCAACAUUCUCUUGUAUUCUCGAGCUAUGGUCGAAUUUCAUAUUAUUGAAUAAAGGAAAUUCAAUAGUGACUUGAAAAGAGAGGGACGUUUGUGCCAUUGUAAUCAGGUGAUGAGGUACAAAUAGGUUUGUUGCGUUCUUGCAUGCAUCUAUACGUUUGGGAGCUAGCGUCUGAUUGCGUGGGUGUUCAUGACGAUCUCAUUUCUUUGGUGGUUGAAGAAUGUAUUAUUUUAUAUAGGUAGGUGGAUAAAUUUUCUUGCUGCAUGCUGAUUGGAGUGUGCGUUUCUGGAUGUUAAAGCCGGAAGUGUUAAGUUGAAGUUAGAUCGUUGAAAUGUCAAUGUUGAUUGUGUUAUUGUCCAUGCUGCGCCAUAGUUCUUUGAAUUCGUGGGAAUGUUUAUAUAGUUGGCGCUUGUCCUAGUAGCCGUUCAGUUGAAUGUAUGGCAAUUGUCACAUGCAUGUGUUUGUGGCGGGAAAGUGAUCUAACACGAAUGAAUAACUAA
Molecule: messenger RNA, 4007 nt
Organism: Paramuricea clavata
Lineage: Eukaryota; Metazoa; Cnidaria; Anthozoa; Malacalcyonacea; Plexauridae
Source: the annotation of a GenBank genome assembly